This is a messenger RNA of Camelina sativa (false flax), 1557 nucleotides long. Its product is annotated as cytochrome P450 705A22-like. NCBI's taxonomy places the organism in Eukaryota, Viridiplantae, Streptophyta, Magnoliopsida, Brassicales, Brassicaceae. Gene Ontology annotation, cellular component: membrane. The record is from RefSeq and is a predicted model, not a curated record. Gene Ontology annotation, molecular function: oxidoreductase activity, acting on paired donors, with incorporation or reduction of molecular oxygen, NAD(P)H as one donor, and incorporation of one atom of oxygen; iron ion binding; heme binding.
AUGGCAGCAAUGAUCAUCCUUGGCUUUCAAAACUGCUCCACCUUCAUCUUCCUCUGCCUCUUGACAGUCAUUUGUUACUAUCUUUUCUUCAAGAAACCAAACGGCUCAAGACGUGGCUUUGACCUACCUCCGAGCCCUCCUUCUCUCCCAAUCAUUGGUCAUCUUCACCUUCUCCUCUCUACUCUUACCCACAAGUCUCUUCAGAAACUCUCAUCCAAGUAUGGACCUCUCCUCCAUCUCCGCAUCUUCAACAUACCCAUUGUCCUCAUAUCCUCCGCCUCCAUGGCUCACGAGAUCUUUAAGAAUCAGGACGAGAACAUCUCCUCUCGUGGUCCCGCUCCCAUCGAUGAUUCUCUUUUUGCCGGAUCUUCAAGCGUCAUCUCCUCUUCCUAUGGAGAUCACUGGAAGUUCAUGAAGAAGCUCAUGGUCACAAAGCUUCUCGGAGUACAGGCACUCGAGCGGUCAAGAGACGUUCGUGCAGAUGAGCUAGAGCGGUUUUAUACAAGCCUGCUCGAUAAGGCGAUGAAGGAGGAGCCAGUUGAGAUUGGUAAAGAAGCGGUGAAGUUCGUUAACAACAGCAUUUGCAAGAUGAUCAUGGGGAGGAGCUGUUCAGAGGAGAACGGUGAGGCAGAGAGACUCAGGGCUUUGGCUACCAAAUCUCUUUCCUUGGGAAAGAAGAUUGUAUUGGGAUCCGUGUUUAAGAAGCUCGGAAUCUCACUGUUCAAAGAGGAGAUAAUGACUGUUUCCAACAGAUUAAAUGAGAUGUUCGAAAGGUUUCUUGUGGAACACGAAAAGAAAAGGGACAUGCAUCAAGAAACGGACUUGAUGAUCGGCACGUUGUUGGCAGCUUAUGGAGACGAUGACACAGAGUACAAGAUCACUAGAAACCAUAUCAAGACGAUGUUGGCGGAUCUUUUAUUUGCAGGCACGGAUACCUCGGCCCAAGCAAUACAGUGGGCAAUGGCGGAGAUGAUUAACAACCCUAACAUUCUCGAGAGAUUGAGAGGAGAAAUCGAUUCUGUGAUAGGGGAAACAAGGUUGGUUCAAGAAACCGAUCUACCAAAUCUGCCAUAUCUGCAAGCGGUGGUUAAGGAAGUACUAAGACUGCACCCGCCGGGAACUGUCUUGGGAAGGAUCUCCCAGAAAGGGUUUAGGAUGGUAGGGUUUGACGUACCGGAGGAGACACCACUUGUUGUUAAUCUUUAUGCUAUAAUGAGAGAUCCAGAUUACUGGGAAGAUCCAGAGGAGUUUAAGCCAGAUAGAUUUCUUCUAGCUUCUUCAAGAACAAGGGAAGAGGAGGAGAGAAGAGAGGAAGCAUUCAAGUACAUUCCUUUUGGUAGUGGAAGGAGAGGCUGUCCUGGAGCAAAUUUAGCUUAUGUCUUUCUAGGAGCUGGUAUUGGGAUGAUGGUGCAGGGAUUUGAGUGGAGAAACAAAGGAGAUGAGAAGAUUAACAUGGAAGAGGCUGUUAUAGGACUGAGUUUGACCAUGGCUCAUCCUCCUAAGCUCACCCCUGUUGUUCGAACAACAAACCCCUUAUCAUUGAAUCAGAGUUCGUGA